Molecule: messenger RNA, 898 nt
Organism: Amphimedon queenslandica
Lineage: Eukaryota; Metazoa; Porifera; Demospongiae; Haplosclerida; Niphatidae
Product: protein ALP1-like
Exons: 5
Coding region: 125-898 (257 amino acids)
Source: RefSeq, a predicted model, not a curated record
GCUGGUUUACAUAGCAAAGCCACGCAACGCGAGGCCCUCUCGUGGCAACGCCUUCAAUCGCGUUGGGUUGCGUCCAAGCAUUCACAUACAUUUUCAAAUCACAGAGCACUCAUUCUGAGAGAAAAUGGAGGAUUUUGGUCAAGAGGAAGUUUUACUGCUUGCUAUGCUAUACAGAAGGCGAAAGAGACGUAGAAUAAGAAGGAGAAGAAUGUGGGUUCGCUCUAUAUUUGUUCAGCGUUCUCAGCAAGGUGAAUUUCAUCGAUUGCUCCAAGAAAUGCGCCUCUCAGACCCUAAAUCUCAUUUCAUUUACCUAAGGAUGUCUAAAGGAACCUUUGACAAGCUUUUGACCAAGGUAGAACCCUUUUUGGCUGGUUCUCGGCAUUAUAGUAGUGAUUCUCAAAGGUUGGAAAUAACCCCUGCUGAGAGAUUGGCAAUUACCAUAAGAUAUCUUGCCACAGGAAACUCACAGGUGUCUCUUGCAUUCAGCUUUCGUGUGGCUAAAUCUACUGUAUGUAAAAUUUUACAGCAGACAUGUAAGGCUAUUUGGGAGGCUUUGCAACCUGAGUAUGUUAAAGCCCCUACAAAUGAAGAGGAGUGGAUGGGCAUUAGCCAGCAGUUUUAUCAUAUAUGGAACUUCCCUAAUUGCAUUGGCGCAAUCGAUGGUAAACAUAUAGUAAUCCAGGCUCCAUCCAACUCUGGUUCCACAUAUUUUAAUUAUAAAGCAACAAAAAUAAACAAAUUUGAAUUUGAAGUACUUAUUGCUGCUGUUCUAAUGGAAACUCUUUGUGACUAUUGUCUAGUUCUAGUGCUAGACAUAGAGAAGCAUGUUAAGAAGCACAGAAAACUGAGCUGUUUGGAGAGGGUUAUGCUGGUGAGGAGAAGCAAAGCAAAGAGGUAA